Messenger RNA from Egretta garzetta (little egret), 772 nucleotides. RefSeq names its product aminopeptidase Ey-like. The transcript is spliced from 6 exons. Lineage: Eukaryota; Metazoa; Chordata; Aves; Pelecaniformes; Ardeidae. Gene Ontology annotation, molecular function: zinc ion binding; metalloaminopeptidase activity; peptide binding. The record is from RefSeq and is a predicted model, not a curated record. The annotation marks the transcript as partial. Gene Ontology annotation, biological process: peptide catabolic process; proteolysis. Gene Ontology annotation, cellular component: cytoplasm.
AUGGCGGCCGGCUUCUUCAUCAGCAAGAGCGUGGGCAUCGUGGCCAUAUGGCAGCAGGAGAUCGAUGGGACCAUCUGGAAUGUCACCAAGUUCGAGACCACCCCCAAAAUGUCCACCUACCUGCUGGCCUUCAUCAUCAGCCAGUUCACCUACGUGCAAAAUAACUCGGGGAGCGUGCUGAUCCGCAUCUGGGGCCGCCCCGAGGCCAUCGCCGAGGGCCAGGGCGCGUACGCGCUCCAAGUCACUGGCCCCAUUCUCAACUUCUUUGAGAGGCACUACAACACGGCGUACCCUCUGCCCAAGUCCGGUGGGUGCUGCGGGGCGGCUGGGGCCCCGGGAGGAGCCGCCAGCCGUGGGGGCCGGGUUACCCGCCGGCCCCCCCGCCUGCCCCACCGGCUGGCUGGGCCCAGCUGACGGGGCAUGGUGUCCCCCCCGCAGUGGUUCGGGAACCUGGUGACGCUGCAAUGGUGGAACGACCUGUGGCUGAACGAGGGCUUCGCCUCCUACGUGGAGUACCUGGGCGCCGACUCGGCGGAGCCCUCCUGGAACAUUAAGGACCUGAUGGUGCUGAACGAGGUGUACCGAGUGAUGGCGACGGACGCCCUGACCACCUCCCACCCGCUUUCCUUCCCCGAGGACGAGAUCAACACCCCGGCCCAGAUCAGCGAGGUCUUCGACAACAUCGCCUACAGCAAGAAAUACAUACAGAAGCAGGUGAUGCCCCUCUUCAACUACUACGAGAAAAUCACCAACAACUGGACCACCAUCCCCA